AUGGAGGAACGUGAGAGAGAGCGGGAGCAGGAAGGGGAUCGAGAUCUAGAGGGCCAGUGGGAGAGGGUUUCCUCCAGGAAAUCUCGGCACUCAAUUUAUCUCUUCUGCCUCUUUGCGGUAAACCUUACUUUUGAUACCACAGAAGAAGAUCUGCUCCGAAUUUUCGGCCGAUUUGGGAAAAUUCGGGAAGUUUACAUUCCAUGGAAUCGAGUCCUUAAUCAAUCUCGUGGAUUCACAUUCAUUCAAUUCUGUUAUGAGCAGGAUGCUCUCAAUGCAAUCCAUUGUCUUCAUGAGAGAAGGAUUGAUGGGAGGGUGGCUCAUGUUGCUUGGGCGAAAGGACAGUCUGGAACUAGGGCAGAAACGCCAGGUACUGCUUUUCCUCAUCAUCAGCAGAAAAAGCCAGAUUCGGAUCAUCAUUUCAUGAACGUAGUUUCCUGA
This is a messenger RNA of Magnolia sinica, 438 nucleotides long. RefSeq names its product serine/arginine-rich splicing factor SC35-like. Gene Ontology annotation, molecular function: RNA binding. NCBI's taxonomy places the organism in Eukaryota, Viridiplantae, Streptophyta, Magnoliopsida, Magnoliales, Magnoliaceae. The record is from RefSeq and is a predicted model, not a curated record. The coding region runs from base 1 to 438 and encodes 145 amino acids. The transcript has a single exon.